This is a messenger RNA of Solanum tuberosum (potato), 1594 nucleotides long. RefSeq names its product peroxidase 64-like. The transcript has 4 exons. NCBI's taxonomy places the organism in Eukaryota, Viridiplantae, Streptophyta, Magnoliopsida, Solanales, Solanaceae. Bases 52 to 1011 code for a protein of 319 amino acids. The record is from RefSeq and is a predicted model, not a curated record. Gene Ontology annotation, molecular function: peroxidase activity; heme binding. Gene Ontology annotation, biological process: hydrogen peroxide catabolic process; response to oxidative stress.
UCCAAACUAAGCAUAAAGAAAGAUAGACUAAUUUGGCAAACAGAAUUAGUUAUGAUGACAGUACCAACAUGUUGUAUUGCUUUACUCUUUGCUUUUGUAUUGUUUUGUACUGAAGUUAAGGCACUGAGCUCCGAUUACUACGACCAAACAUGUCCUAAUGCAGAGUCAACAAUUACCAAAGUUGUCAAGAAUGCUAUGUUGAAUGAUAAAACAGUUCCAGCAGCGCUUUUAAGGAUGCAUUUCCAUGAUUGUUUCGUUAGAGGUUGUGAUGGCUCUGUGCUGCUGAACUCAACAAGAAACAACAAAGCAGAGAAAGAUGGACCUCCUAACAUUUCAUUGCACGCAUUUUAUGUCAUCGAUGUUGUUAAGAAACAAAUCGAGGACUUGUGCCCUGGAGUUGUCUCUUGUGCUGAUAUUGUUGCUCUCGCUGCUCGUGAUGCUGUUGCUCUUUCUGGAGGUCCUACUUGGGAAGUUCCUAAAGGUCGAAAAGAUGGAAGAGUCUCUAAAGCCACUGAAACGCGACAAUUACCUUCUCCAACGUUCAACAUGUCUCAACUGCAACAAAACUUUGCCCAAAGAGGACUUUCUUUGGAUGAUUUGGUUGCACUUUCAGGAGGACAUACUCUUGGAUUCUCUCAUUGUUCUUCCUUCCAAAACAGAAUCCACAAAUUCGACAAACGUCACAAUGUUGAUCCAACAUUACAAGCAUCAUUUGCAGCCAGUCUACAGAACAUUUGCCCCGCGCAUAACAAGGUCAGAAAUGCAGGUGCCACGAUGGAUUCUACAACAACUUUAUUCGACAACGCCUACUACAAGCUACUAAUGAAUGGCAAGAGCCUUUUCACUUCAGAUGAAUCUCUACUCACAAAUUCAAGGACCAAAAGACUAGUUUCAAAGUAUGCUAGCUCUCAAGAUGACUUCUUUAAAGCAUUCGCCAAUUCUAUGAUCAAGAUGAGUAGUAUCAGUGGUAAUGGACAAGAAGUUAGACUAGACUGCAGAUUCGUUAGGUGAUGAAGAACUUUAAUUUGUUUGAUUUUCUUGAUUGUUUAAGUCUGUUUAUUCUGAGCAAAAGACAUAUUUAUCUUGUUUCCCUUUCUUGAUUUAAUUGGAAUGUAGAGUGAAGUAUUUGUUUUUUUUCAUAUAAUAUAACUCUUCUUUAGUUCACAGUAAGAAACACUAAUAGGUAAAGAAAUGGCACCAGAUAAUCUCGUCAUCUCCAGACUCCACCUCCGUUCUGUUCUUGGACUAGUUGCACAGCAACAACACACAAAAUGUGAACAAAAGUCAUCGACGAAGCCUCCCUGAAAAAGCAUAGUGACAAAAAGUGGAUACCAAACAACUUACCUUUAGUUGGAAUUAUAACAGAAAUAGAACAUGGAACUUGAACUAACAUGUCAACUAGUACACAUUGGCUUCUCGUUAGCUACUGAUGCGAUAUUUGAGAAUGUUGUACAAGUAUAAAAAAGAGUCUUUACACUAUGACUUUAUUCAAUCACACUAAUACAAAAUCCUUUAAGGUAUCUAAAUGAAAAAAAAGAUAAGAUAUACAGAGUAGGACACAAACACAUUCUGUAUAAAAGAACAUUAAGAAAAA